Molecule: messenger RNA, 1233 nt
Organism: Fonsecaea multimorphosa CBS 102226
Lineage: Eukaryota; Fungi; Ascomycota; Eurotiomycetes; Chaetothyriales; Herpotrichiellaceae
Exons: 1
Coding region: 1-1233 (410 amino acids)
Source: RefSeq, a predicted model, not a curated record
AUGUCUGUAGCUUCCAUGGCCACAUCUACGUCGAGCCAGAACUUGUCACACCUAACAUCAAGUCCGGAUACCAGCUACAGUGAGAACGACAAUGACAGCAUCCUAUCUUCAUACCAAGACGAGAAGCAGCAGCAUCACGACUCUUCGCUCCAACCGCAUCAACUCCAGUCGCAAGCCUCACCUUUCAACCUGGAGGACAUGCCCCUCUGGCAGCCCAAGAAGCGAACACUGACCUUGAACUCACGAGAGCAUUUCCUCGUCGCAGCGAAACAGCACCGUCAAGUGCACCAGAACCUAGAAAUGCAAAGAAAGCGUAGUGAAUCUGUCGUGACAGAUGACUCGCACGCCACGCUUGCUGAGGAUGCCUCGACGGUAGACCCCGGGGAAAUGGAUCUCAAAACUCCAACUGUAACCGGAUUAAGGCUCUCCGACGAGCCAGAAGAGCAUCUGGUCAGCAAUCCGGCCCUUUCCUUGGAGGCAGCCGGUCCUAUGUCCGAGCUUCUGCGCACCAUCCUUGUCCGCGUUGCCGACGUCGAGCGGUCUCACCCCACUAUCAUGUCCAAGGACUACGACAAUCUCCAAACUCGCAUCACCGAGCUUGAACGCGAGAAUCAAGUCAUCCUCAAGAACCACGCUGAUCUGCUCUCCCUGAGGAACGAAGAUCUCUCCAAUCUGAUCAAAAUACGGGACUUGCUCGCCGAAGAAAAGCGAGCUCAUGCCGCCAUGAGGAAGUUGAGGGACGAAGACCUGGAGAACGUAUUGAUGUUGAGAGGAAAGCUUGCCAAAGCCACUUGGUCUGGGAGACUGCAGACGUCACCGCCCCAGGAUAGACGGUCCUUCUUGAGCGGUGGAGCCAUCACACCCAUUCCACAGCGACUCUCACGGUCCGACUCAGACGAUCUGUGGCAACAAGCACGUACGGCUGCGAUGGAGCAACGUGUUUUGGAGCUUGAGAAAGCAAACACCGAAUUACGCGCUCGAUCCAUGACAACGCCCAGCACUGGUGCUGACUCGGUUGCCACUGGCGGAACGAGAGGCGAUCUGCUGCUGAGUCGCGUUGAGACCAUGUUCGAAGAUAGCCUGAGACAUCGCGAGAAGAUGGCGACCAAAGUCCAGCAGCUGAGGUCAGAGAAGGAGGCACUGCAAAAGGAGGUAGCAACGCUCGAGGAUCGCAAUGCUGAGUUGGAGGCGCUCGUGGAGAGGCUGAAGAGGGGUAUCAACGUCGGGCACUGA